AUUCCCUUUUCUGUAUACCAUUUUCAGCUAAUUCGUAUCUGCUUAUUAUGUUCUUGGUGAAAUAAUAUUAUCACAUUCACACACUAACAUUCGAUUUUCAGCUUUCUCUUAUCUAUGAUUUUUUCUUGGACCAUGUCGAUAAUUAUCAAGAUCCUUUCCUAGGUAGAGAGAGAGAGAGAGAGAGAGAAAGAGAGUUUAUAGAUAGGGAGGCAAUAGCUUCUUCUCUUGCUUUAAUGGGAGUAUUUACAUAAGUACUUUUAAUUUCUAGGGUUUGUAGAGUGGGAUGUGUGUGUUUACACUUUCCACUUAUCACUCUCUCGAAUUCCUUUAUAAAAAUUGGUAGAGUUUUGUGUCUAUUUCAAGAGUGUUUGCUGAAUAAUUAAUUAAAUAAAUAAUUAGAAAUAAUGGUGAGGGGGAAGGUGCAAAUGAAACGAAUUGAGAAUGCAUCAAGCAGGCAGGUGACCUUCUCAAAGCGUCGAAAUGGGCUGUUGAAGAAGGCGUAUGAGCUCUCUGUUCUCUGCGACGCCGAUGUUGCUUUGAUCAUCUUCUCUUCUAAAGGAAGGCUCUAUGAAUUCUCCAGCUCCAACAUGCAGAAAUCAAUUGAGAAAUAUUUGGAAGUUACAAAAGAUCGUAUUUCAGGCGUGGAACUGGAACAGAACAUGCAGCGCUUAAAGCACGAAGCAGUAUUCAUGUCGAAGAAGAUAGAGCUACUCGAGAAUUCCAAACGGAAUCUUUUAGGACAUAAUCUUGGGUCGUGCUCCAUGGAUGAACUCGAACAAAUCGAGAACCGGCUCGAAAGAAGCAUUAAUAGCAUAAGGGCCAGAAAGGUUCAAUUAUACAAUGAGGAAACAGAAAAGUUGAUAUCAAAGGAGAAGUUUUUAUUAGACGAGAACCAAAAGCUCAGGCAAAAGAUUGGAUUGAAGAAAAAUCAGACAUCAGAAAUGCAUAGAGAAAUUGGGAGUUGCAGUAGAAGCAAAGAGAGGUCGGAGGCGGUGACGACUGAAUUAUUUAUUGGCCUACCAACUCCCUGCAGGAAUAUUGUCUCUUGAUACUAUUAAUCACUACCCACUUACUAGUAUUUAUUAAAUCUAGAUAAUUACCUCUUCUUAACAAAUAAAUCUAAUUAAUAAUUAGUCAUUUAUUAGCUCCCUCAUAUACUAGGGCUAACUCACUAAACUUGGGCUGGCCUUUUACAUUACUGGAGUUCUUACCUUUCUAAAAUAAAGAAAAAAAAAAGACCAAGAAAAUCGGUAUAUUUUAUUUUGUUUUGCAUUGUUUGAAACUUCAACAGCUUAAUUUAAUUAGUACGGUAAUUACAUUGUUGUA
Molecule: messenger RNA, 1326 nt
Organism: Salvia hispanica
Lineage: Eukaryota; Viridiplantae; Streptophyta; Magnoliopsida; Lamiales; Lamiaceae
Product: MADS-box protein SOC1-like
Biological process (GO): positive regulation of transcription by RNA polymerase II
Cellular component (GO): nucleus
Molecular function (GO): RNA polymerase II transcription regulatory region sequence-specific DNA binding; protein dimerization activity; DNA-binding transcription factor activity
Source: RefSeq, a predicted model, not a curated record